UGGUAGCAGGACGAGAAGCUUUAAGGAUUACAGCAGAGAAACCUUCCCCCAUCCUGGCGUAUCGAGUGCAGAACAGUGUAUUCAAUGAACGCUAAUAACAGCGUGUGAAUUUAAACUGAUGAUCAGCGGAAAGUUCCAGUUGACUUCGAUUUCGCUUCUUUCCUGGCUUCUCAAACUGACAAUCCAGCUGGAAGGUGCCGUUUCCUUCGAUUCCGAGCAGAUUGAUCCUCGGCAGUUCGUGAAAAAUGUGUGUCCAUUCUGAACGGUCGCCCCUUCUGCUUGCAAACGGCUCGGUUCCAGAUGGAUGUUAGAUAUCAGAAGCUUCACUUCUUGCAGAUAUCCUGCCUGCACUUUAGCUGAAGGAAUAGGUCCUGCAGCUCGGCUGUCCCUUGCUUGGGCAGUUUUCCGAGCCGCCAGUGAACUAGAAUAAGAUUUGUUCGUAAAACAUACACUGACAGAGCUUGAUGAUAAUCAGACGCGUGUGAGUUGGCAUUUAUCAACGUUCCGAAGAUGCCAAUAAUUCCCUGAGAUUCACUGGAACUGACAGAGUGAGAGAGAGGGGAAGCUUUUAUCAAACUCGCUGCAUGAAGAUCCGGUAAAAGUGUCUGUGUGAGCUGGAGACUCAAAAUGCCUAUGCACCCAGUGACUGCGACUUUAAUGUACAGGGGUAUCUAUACCAUCCCUGACAUUCUCACCAACCAGGACCCCAUAGACAUCCCUGAGGAUGAACUGGAAGAGAUCCGCGAGGCAUUUAAAGUCUUCGACCGCGAUGGCAAUGGGUUUAUCUCGAAACAGGAGCUAGGCAUGGCGAUGCGCUCACUGGGCUACAUGCCCAACGAGGUGGAGUUAGAGGUCAUCAUCCAGAGACUGGAUAUGGACGGUGAUGGACAGGUGGACUUUGAAGAGUUUGUGACAUUGCUUGGACCUAAACUGUCAUCAGCUGCCAUUCCAGAAAAGUUCCACGGAACCGAAUUUGAUAAUGUUUUUUGGAAGUGCGAUAUGCAAAGAAUGACAGUAGAAGAGUUGAAGAGACUCCUUUAUGAGGCAUUCUGUGAACAUUUGUCAAUGAAGGACAUAGAAAAUAUAAUCAUGACAGAAGAAGCAGGCCAUGUUGUAAACCCAGAAGAAUGUCCUGUUGACAUUGACACGUGUUCCACACAGCAAAUCAAACAGACGUGCGUCAGAAAGAGUCUCAUCUGUGCGUUCGCUAUCGCUUUCAUCAUCAGUGUUAUGCUCAUAGCAGCAAAUCAGGUGCUGAGAAGUGGAAUGAAAUAAGAGCAACGUCUCUAAUCAGCCUACACCUGGACAAUUCUGAAAAACUAAUAGACGGCAGCCCGAUUGCAUGGUAGUCUUACUGAUUUGGGAGAUCCUGAAGGAACAUCCAGCCUUUACAGAACUACAAGAAAUUAGAUGCAUGAUGAUGCAUGGAUUUUCAAAUGCACGGUGACAUGACAACUUUAAUUUUGUGCAACUUCUACAAUGUUGUUGAACAGCAGCCACAAGGAUAUCACAAAGUGAUAUCACUGGAUAUCACUGGCAGUUUAAAUGUACAGUAUGCAAGACACUGUUGAAUAGGCAUAAGCCUAUGUGAAGACUGGAGCAAUUCCCAUAUUGGCAGAUAGCGAAACCAAGCGUCCUGAUGUAAAGAGGAACAAAAAAGACUGGUGAGUGAAAGGGUUCUGAACACUGUAUUCGCAUUUUCACCUUAGAAAAACAGUCAUGACGCCAGCUGAUCAUUCAUUUUGCGUCAGAAUCUGAUCUUUCAAUGGACUUCAAACAAAUAUAUCACUUCUAAUUCCGUGGCUGCUUGUCAACAAAAAAAUCAAGUCAGUUAGUUAAAAAGUGAAGUUCCAUGUUUUAAUUUGCAUUACACAACUUAACAAUUUUCAAUUAGAUUCAACAUACAAACACGUAAAGUACAUGGUUAAUAUUUGAACAUUGCACAAAUACCAUUUUAAAAAAUUAAUUUUGCAUUGUAGGGUAAUAUGGACAGUUACAGGUAGGGAGAUUAUCAGAAAUCAAUUAAACUUGUAUAGAGCUGAGUUUUAAAUAGUACCAGUUAUCCCUUUGUAAUUAUCCUGUAUUUACUCACAAAACAAUAUGUCAGCAAAUGUAAAGAAAAUGUCUGUCCCAUCAACUAGUAGAUUUCAACAUUAAGUACAAUGGUUUUUUACAGCAAUAUUAGAGAUGUAACUUCCUAAAAUAGCAAGGGUCACAAAUAUAAGACCCAUCUACCUGACUUGAUAGAGAAAAGAAUAUUACCCUUUCCCAGAUCAAGCUUUUGUGCUUCCUUUUCCAAAAAUAAGUAAGACAGCUUGUUCUACCUGAAACCCAGCUUUCACUCUGUCACCACAUUUAAGGAGGAAAUUAAUGGCAAUGUUAGAGGCUUGGAAUCAUUCUCAAUUUGUCAGAAUGCAGUUUCCAUGCCCCUACCCUCAAGUCAACAAUUUUAAAGCACUUUUACUUUUUUUAGCAAAAUAUGCUAUGAGGAAAUCUAGCUUGUUGCUUUAUUAAAAUUGCACAGAUAUAUUUUUGCACAGUUUACUAUAGUAACUUCUAUUCAUUCAUGGAAGAAAGAGAAACAAGUUUAUGAGGUACAGGGUGAUAUUUCCAGCAUUGGAUUUUGUUGCCACUGUUGACGGUGUUUGCUAUGUGAACAUAAGGAACCCAAGCCAAACUGUUGGAGGUUUCAGGGUCCUAACGACUUCUAAGAAGAGAAAGGAUACUUUUAUUUAUUACAUUUAAUAGACUUGAUAGGAAAUUAUAAUCUGCAUUGGAAGAUGGUUGACAGCCAGCAGUGUGGUGCGAUAUAAUAAAGAGACGUGGAUUAAGUGUGAGAUAGCAACCUUUUCCUUCCAGAAAAACAAUCAAACAUAAAUAAUCCAAAGUCACUCAAAUGGGUAGAAAUUACAGAAAUGGCAGGGUAAGAAAAAGUUUGAGAACAGAUAGAAAAUUAAUAUUAUACUUCUAAAAUACUACUUUAUUUUAUCUCAACAAGGCAUCAAAUGCUUAUUUAAUAAAACUGAAAGCAAAGCAUAAUCACUUCAAUCUAUUAUUAAUAUUUUAAUCUAUUUAUUAUAGUCCUGACAAUCUUCAUAUUUCAUAGAAAAUCUGGAGGUACACAAAGACUAAUGAAAUAACACAUUACACUAUAGCAAAUGACUCAGGUUACAUGACAGUUAAUGUUGGUGGUUUAGGUUUAAGUGUGAAGAUCUAGCACUGUCAAUGAUUUAGCGUAGUAGAAUCGCCAACAACCACUUCUCUAACCGAUAGUUUUAAAUAUACAUUAAAAAGUCAUCAGCACAUUUUUGCUUAGGGAUGUAUUUGUGCAAGACUGGUUAGCUCAGUUGGCUGCACAGUUAGUCGGUGAUAAAGAGUGAUGCCAACAGCAUGGGUUCCAUUCCAACACCAGCCGAGGUUACCAAGAAGGACUGUCCUUCUCAAUCUUUCUCCUUCAAUGAGGCAUGGUAACACUUAGGUUAAACAACCAAGCAAACAUCUCUCUAAUGAGAGAGACCAGCUUUGUGGUUUGGUAGGACUUUGGCAACUUUACAUUGCAUUUGCUGAAAGCAAACAUGGGGGAAAAUGAUGCAGUCAAAAGGAAACAAGAUUUCUCAGUACCUGCUUUGAUAGAGGAAAGAACAUCAACCUUUCCCUGAUCAAGCUUUGUACUUCAAUUUCCAAUAAUAAGUAAGACGACUUGUUUUACCUGAAACCCAGCUUUCAUUCUGUCACCACAUUUAAGGCGGAAAUUAAUGGCAAUGUUAGAGGCUUGGAAUCAUUCUCAAUUUGCCAGAAUGCAGUUUCCAUGUCCCUACCCUCAAGUCAACAAUUUUACAGUACUUUUAUUUUUUCGCAAAAUGUCAAAGGACAAAGGCGUAGAUUUAAGUCUUUUUAAAGCCUCAAUUUAAUACCUUAAAUAGCAAUGAGAGGAGAAAUGAUUUCUUGUAACAAUUAAAAAGUUUAUCAUUUUAUAUUCUACUAGAAGCAAAAUUCAAGAUAGUAUUGCAAGUGUCUGAAAUUCCAAAUGUUUCUGAAUAGUUUACCACACUUUUUAUCUCAACCAGCAAGCUGUUCCAUAAUCUUGUGAGUUAUUACAUUUUUGGCAAUGAAGUUGUCUGUUUCAUGGUUGUUUGGUACCAUCCAGUGGAUAAUGCGUAUUAAAGAAAGUGAUUUUCAAACUGUCAGAAGCACAGAAUUUUAGCGUUAUGAGCACUUCCUUAACCCCUGAAAAUGAAUUGCAUAACACAUAUUCAUAUGUGAUCUCUUUCUCUGUUAUUUUGGUGGCAGCAUUAAUGCAUUACUUUGAAGAAAUGAAUUGCCCAGCUAAAAUAGUACAGAGAAAAGCUCAGACAGACACAUUAAUAUUCCAAAGUGUAAAUUCAAAGCCUCUGAAAUGAGGCUCCCCGUGAUGUUCAAGUACUAACGUUACACAGCUAGAAUAAAUUGUUCCAAAGCCUUCUUUGCAUCUGUCCACCAAAAACAAGCUAAUCUUGACAGAAGCUUUUGUUUUACAAGUUGUCUUGUGAGCAGUCCAGUUAUUCAGCUUUCAUGUUGCUGAGAGAAUGGGAUUAAUUUGCUCAGAAUGUGGACUACAGGUGGCCAACAGCAUCGCACACAAAGCUGUUCAGCCCUGUGAUGUUCUUCCUAGGCACACAAAGUGAAGAUUAGUUGUCUACGAUUGGCAUUAUUGGGCCCUGACUUACAUACAGUACUUUGACUAACUAUCCUCUGUAGUCAGUGAUCUGAAUUGCUUAUACAGAGGAUUCUGGAUAUAUGUACAUAACCACAGUGAUGGUAACAGUCAUAGUCAUAGAGUUAUACAGCACGGAAACAGAUCCUUUGUUCCUAGUCUUCCACGCUGACCAGAUAUCCUAAACUGAUCUAGACCCAUUUGCCACCAUUUGGCCCAUAUCCCUCUAAACCCUUCCUAUUCGUGUACACAUCCAGGUAUCAUUAAAUGUUGUAAUUGUACCUGGCUGCGCCAUUUCCUCUGGCAGCUCAUUCCAUACACGCACGACCCUCUGCUUGAAAAAGUUGCCUUCAGUUCCCUGUCAAAUCUUUCCCCUUCCUCUUUAAACCCCUGCCCUCUAGUUUUGAACUCGCCUAUCCUGGGAGAAAGACCUUGUCUAUUCACCCUAUCCAUGCCUCUCAUGAUUUUAUAAACUUCUAUAAUGUCACCCAUUGACCUCUGGUACUCCAGGGAAAAUAGCCCCAGCCUGUUCAGCCUCUCCCUGUAGUUCAAACCCUCCAACCCCAGCAACAUCCUGGUAAAUCUUUUCUGAGCCCUAUGGAAUUUAGCAACAUCUUUCCUGUGGCAGGGAGACAAGGGCUGAACGUAGUAUUCCAAAAGUGGCCUAACUAAUGUCCUGCACAGCUGCAACAUGACAUCCCAACUCCUAUGCUCAAUUCACCAACCAAUAAAGGCAAGUGUACCAAACACCUUCUUCACUACCCUGUGUACCUGCAGCUCCACUUUCAAGCACCCUGAGGUCUCUUUGCUCAGUAACACUCCCCAGGGACCUACCAUGAACUGUGUAAGCCCUGCCCUGAUUUGUCUUGCCAAAAUACAGCUCUAAAUGAGCUCUAAAAUUUGUUCAUUCUUCCUGUGCAUUAACUGGAAGAGCCAGUGACAUCCAUCACCUAAGGAUGUGUUCUGUAACUCCAAUGGCAUCUACAGUGGGCUACUUACUCUGCUAAGCCACUCUAAGUAUUGAAUAGGGAUAUCACAAUACAGGUAAUAUCACAGAGAAAGCUUAACGUAAGAACUAUACUGCACCAAAGUGUGCUCCAUGCAAUAUAUUUCUUUCUCUGCAUUAAUAGAUACAAAAUACACUUUAGGGAAGUGUAUGCUUUAUUUGAUAAAAUGUUUUACAUUUACCUUUGUGUAGAAAAUGUGACUUAAACCAUAGCACCAGUUUUUCUUCAUCCCAGCCAGGGCUGCUAACAUUAGUUUUUAAUGUCUUUGAUUUUGUAUCUUGUAUGUCCCCAUUAAUACAUAAUGAAUAGAACAACUGUAUCAUAUCAAAUUAUGUUAAAAUUGUGCAUAAGUGUGAUGUAUAAUUUACAAUGUCAAUAGUUAGUUAAGUCCUACAAAUGUUCAGGUAACGGUGAUUGCAUACAGAAAAUAUACUGUCUGUGAGUAAGGCAUUUCACUGUCCUAUAAUUCAUGAAGUGUGAACUUAAAUUUAUAUUUACAGACUUGCUGAAAAUGUAAAACAAAUGCUAUCGUCCCCUUCUUGUAAUUCCUAUACAAAAUACUAAUCUACAAAUAUCUAUAUCACUUAUGCACAUCCAAAGUUCAACUCAAUAGAAAUGUUGUUAUGUUGCAAUAGUAUAUAUAGUCUACAUUGUUUCCAGGUGUUUGUUUGUGUGUAGUGAACUGUGUCUGGUUGAAUUAGUGCUGAAUUUAGAAUUCAGGCUGUUUUCGUAGUCCAACAAAAUCCGUCCAAACAGUGAGAACAGGAUUAAUUUAAAGAGCAGUAUGUGCAGCAGAUAAGGUCACAUCUCUGGCAUAAAGACUAGAAGUAAAUAUUCAUAUGCAGGAAAAUAUAUCAGACUUACCCUGCCAACUAGUUGUUUUGUUCCCAGGCUGCAUAAUAUUUGCAAGACUUGAUGAAAACCAUAAUAUCAAACCAAAUCUUAGAAGACUUUGCAUUUCAUAUGAGAGACUCACUGCCACUCACGUUUAUUUCAUAUCAUUUGAUGGUUGACUUUUUGAUUUUCUAAAAACAGAUUUUUUUGUUUAAUUUAGCCAUCUGUCUUGAUCUUUAAUUCAUCAAAGAUAAUUUGACUUGUAAACACAGUGAAUUGAAAAAGGAACUGUCUUAUUUGGGAGCAGCCUUUUCUCACACAUUUGUGCUCAUUGCGACAUUUUCAAUUAUCAACAUGAUUUUGAAAUCUGGAAGAAGAAACAACGUUCGAGUAUUCCAUUCCCAUUGCACUUUCUGGGCUGCACCAGAGACACCAAUAAUGAUUUUGACGGUCUCAUUAUUGAUUGCAAUAUGUUAAAAGCAUAAAGGCUUCAGGCAGAGGUUAAUUGGGACUUCAAUAAUGAUGAUUCAUAGUUGUCAGAAAAGUGGCCAUAUGUCAACAACUAAUGGAUUCCAAGUCAUACACACAGAAAGCAUUGGAAAAUGACAUAGUCUUUUACUAUGCAAGAUGCUGUUAGGUGGUAUAUCCUAAAAUGAACAAUAUGUUGAAAGGGCUCCUCAUUAUUACUGUACUUCCCUGAAUAAACAAAGGGAAAGUGUAUUAGUUUUAUUAAAUGUUGCUAACUAAUGGGUAAUAAAAUGCUUAAACAAAAUGUAAUUUGCAAAUAUGUAAAGUUAUAUUUUUUAAGCAACGGAAACCUUUUUGUUGAUCUUUAAGAGGUGGGCUUUACUGUAGAAUUAAACAUCAUUUUAUUUCCAAGUUCUGUUCCAGGCAGCUUUCAGUUCAAGCAAUGGAAGAUGUUCUCUUGAAAUCACUUUGAGGGGAGAUUUUUGCAUUUCCACAGUCAAAGUACAUUAGUGCACUUUAACAACUUGGUGUUAUGAUACAGUUUUCUCCUACACGACAGAUCUUUUAAUAAGUGGAUAAUAGGUUUGGCUCUCCUGUACCAUAAAAACUUUUUAGUAUAUGUCAAAUGGUGAACACUGUGAAGUCAGACCGACCAAUUUAUCCUUUCAUUGUAAGCGGACGAGAUGACAUGCCUGGGAUUAGGAGCUGGGAAACGAACCAAAUCUCUUUGGCUGACUUGAUAGUCAAACAUAAAAAGAGCAGGCAGCACUUGUGGAAUGAGAAACAAAGCUACCAGGCUAAGAUUUUGAUUCUUGGGUCAGGACCCUGGGACCAAGUAAACUGGAUGCCUGCUUUAUGUGAGAUAUAGACACAUAGAGUGAUUUUCCCUGAACUGACUGAUUAGUGGACUGCCCAAUCAAGAAUGCUGGGAAAUGUCUUGAGGCUGGAGGACUGAUAUGAAGUCAGGAAAAGUAGCUGCCUGCCUUUCACAUUGGGAGAGAGAGAGCACUGCUGUGUUGAGAUAUACUCUCUGCAACUUUGAUAAGAUUUCAAAUAGCAAACAGUUACAGCAGCCCAGAUCAUCAGCAAGGAGGAGAAAGACUUUCCAGCUUUUGGAGGGUCUUUGGACACGGCUGUAGGUGGAGUGCUCCUCAAAGUCUGCCCAAUUCAUGGAUCCACUCAGUUUGUCAACUAGGCGGCCACUUUCAGGCAGCUGAUCUUGUCUGCAGCUCCUCAGGGGUUUCAGUCAGCCUCUGUUAACUAGGUGACUUUUCAAUUAGCCUGACUUACCAUAGCACCAUGAACAACAUGGCUCAGGAGCCUGACAGGGGCAGAAAAGUGAUGCUGUAAACAUUUGUGUAGCUCCAAUUCCCCCAACUCCACCAUGCCUUGGUUUGCACCCUCAUACGGAGGCGAAUGCCUUGCCCAAAAUUUCAAAUUUUGAAGCUUUUGCCAAGUUCUGACUCCAUUUCCAUGGAUGCUGCCUGACCUUUCCAGCAUUUUCUGGUUCUUGACCAAAAAGCAUAUACUCAUUUCAAUGGUAAUAGCUUCAGUUCUCAAUAAUCAUCUGUGUCUUUAUCCAACAAAAUAACAACCCAAAGUUUCUGUAGCUCCCCCCACACCAGAAGGUUUGGCUAGUCCUGUACCUUCAGCACUUAGACUGAGAAUUUGCCACCAUAAUAGUUUCUUUAAGUUGCAAGGUCUGUAAAACAAACUCAAUGGACAGCAAUGUCGUGGAGUCAGUGUCACUUCCCAAUACAUUGUAAAGGAUUUUGUUGCAUUUGUUAUUUUACACUGCUUUUACCACCAGUGUAAUUUAUACUGGUAGUGGAGGGGGCCUAAGGUGUGGGCUUUGAAAUUAUUUCGUCAGAUAAUUUCAUUUGAAUGUUUAAUGUAUUCAUCUGAAAGUCCACUCUACUAUUUUAAUGGAGGCAAUCAGCUGUUUAUGAAAAUGGGUUUAAUGUCUUUGGAGGUUACUGAAGAAUUUCAGACAAACACUAAUAAGUAACUCCAGCGCAAUGUAAUGUCAAUGCCACAAUAUUAUCAUUGAACUGAGUCACAGCAAGUGAAAUAAAGAUGGAUUUGGAUGGUAGUUUUAACAAGCAACGUGGAUGAAUUUUAAUUGCUGAAAAAUACAAAAAUUAAAUGUUAAGUGGAUUUGACUUCUAACAAAGACCAAAAAAACUCUUUAAAUUGUUAUG
Stegostoma tigrinum is the source of this 9203-nucleotide messenger RNA. Its product is annotated as calcium-binding protein 7. Lineage: Eukaryota; Metazoa; Chordata; Chondrichthyes; Orectolobiformes; Stegostomatidae. The transcript has 6 exons. The coding region runs from base 628 to 1275 and encodes 215 amino acids. Gene Ontology annotation, molecular function: calcium ion binding. The record is from RefSeq and is a predicted model, not a curated record.